Mucor velutinosus is the source of this 918-nucleotide messenger RNA. RefSeq lists its product as uncharacterized. NCBI's taxonomy places the organism in Eukaryota, Fungi, Mucoromycota, Mucoromycetes, Mucorales, Mucoraceae. The record is from RefSeq and is a predicted model, not a curated record. The transcript has a single exon. Bases 1 to 918 code for a protein of 305 amino acids.
AUGACAGAUUAUAGAUCAACUAUUAAGAUAGGCUCACUCAAUUGUCGAAGUGUUAGUAAGCUCUUCAACCCAACCACCAGUUCCGAAUUUGUACGAUUCCUUCGCAAUCCUGAAGUGAAAUAUGACAUUCUAUGCUUUCAAGAAACCCAUGCUACCGAAUCAGUCUGUGAACGACUGAAUAUGCAAUUUCAAACCAACACCAGCAUCUGGACAUCCCACUGUGGUAUUGUCUCCCUCAACCCAAAAAUCGUCAUCCAACCGCUCAACGUUACCCUUGAUGACCGGAUUAUAGUGUGUCAGGUAACACACUGUAAUGCACUCUUUUCACCCAUCACACUCGUUAAUAUUUAUGCUCCUGCCACGGCGUCGUCCAGAGCCCACUUUUAUUCACAACUGCUUACCAUUCCACUCUUUCACCCCGAUACCUGGGCUCUGGACACCUUUCCCAUCACCAUUGACAUCCAACCACCUCCAAUAUCUACCGAGGAACCAUCCACAAUUGCAGUGGAUCGUGAAUCUCUGAUUAUACUAGGGGACUUUAAUUAUCAUGCUACCUCUUAUGCCAUUGACAAUACCAACUAUACUACUGAUUCUUUCUCUCCCCCUAUACAGUCAGAUCAACCCCACCACCACUCUGCCAUGCUGGCUCAACAUCGCUGGCAUGACUUACUCAGCAAUCACCUCAUCGAAUUACCCACUCAAAACAUGAUGGGCCACUUUUACCAACAUUCCGUCGCGGGACCUCACGGUCGACCAUCGAUUAUGUCUACUGCUCACCAACGCUAUUUCAACAACUACACUCGUCCUCCAUUGAUUUUAUGUGCUCCCAAUGGACUGAUCAUGCCAUCCUCAAUACCACCUUUCAAUUCUCCUCCUCUCAACAGGGUACUGGACUUUGGCGAGCUAAUCCCCAGCUAG